GCCAACGGCACUUCCUGCCUUUUUCAAGACAUAUAAAACCCCUCAUGCCACCAUUUGUUUCCCAUUACAUGAACAUUUUGGUCUUACACUCCAAAUGGAAGAAGUACCAGCAGCACCAAAUGAGGGGAUAAGCCUCUCUGCUCUUAGAAGCCAGUUCUCAGUGAAUGGGGAAGAAGGGCCCAAGUACGGCUUUGAUGGCAACAUAUAUCACUACGGCGAUGGGACCAGCGUGGCUUCUCAGAACUCCUCACAGAUCCUCACAGGUUACAACACUCUGGAUGUUGGCCCAAAUUAUGACUUCUAUGCGAACACAAAUGCCCUAGGCAGGGUGCGUCGAUCAAGACCAUCCCUCUUUCAGCUUCACUCCAACAUUGAAGUAAGUACGACACAUUUGGCCUCUAGGCAACAUACCUGCAAUAUGUCAGGCCCUCUAUAGUGUUUUUUUUUUUUAUACUGCAAAUUGUACAGACUGAUAUACAUUAUAGUUACAUCCCUAUUUCCCCACCACCACCCCUAAGGAGGAUUCCUUUCCCCCUCCUCUGUAUGAGGAGACCAACACAUGCAGAGCACCUGGGGACAGCUCAGAAGAUGAUGUUGAGGAGCCUCAGUCAGAACCCGCCAGGUUUGGAUGGGUGAAGGGAGUCAUGGUAAGACAUGGCAGACACAAAACAACUGAGAUGCCAGACAGCACUAUACAUACUCCAUUAUACUGGUAGUCAUGACAACAUGCUAAGGAGACGUGAAUUCCCCCUAGAUCCGCUGCAUGCUCAACAUCUGGGGGGUGAUCCUGUACCUGCGGCUGCCCUGGAUCACUGCACAAGCAGGAAUUGGUGGGUCAAGCAAUUGGUCUCAACACUUUUAUUUCAUUAAAGUGUCAAGUUUGUGUAUUUGUGGGACUGUAUUUGUAUGGUUUAAUGGAUUGUGUGUGACAUUCCUCCCCUAAGGUUUGACCUGGGUCAUCAUCCUGCUGUCCUCCUGCAUCACUGGCAUCACUGGCCUGUCCACCUCUGCCAUCGCCACCAACGGAAAGGUCAAAGGAGGUGCAUUAUCCCUUCCCUGAAAUAAUACAAUAAUAACACAGGGUCAGGUGGCCCUGGCCUUUUUGGGGGGCCCUAAGCGAUUUGGUUGGGGGGGCCUCCCACCUUAUGGCAAAACAUUUUAGUGGCCCCCCUCUUGACGGCGGAGAGAAACAUUUACGUUUUAAAGUUAGUUUCCUGCAAUUCUACCGAUUUUGCCAUGAGGUGGAGAGAAAUGUUUGCAGUUUAAAGCUAAUUUCCUACAAUUCUUCACAUAUUGCCAUGACUUAUGCCAUGUUAAUAUGAUAUCUGAUUGAGAGUGACUAACAAAAUCAAUGUGGGCCCCUUGGAGGUCAGGGCCCCUGGGCACGUGCCCUGCAUGCCCAGUCGGUAUUCGGCCAUGAUUACUACAUGUUUAGAUAGCUGGCUAGACUAACUACCAAUCUAAAAAUUGUUAGCUGACAUGGCUAAUUGAGUGACUGUCAGUGACUGACAUAACAAGAGAAAAACUGAGUUCCUAAACCGCUAAUGUCGCUUAUGCCUGGGACCGGCCCUGCACAGGGUUCUUAUACUAAAAUAUUUACAACACUGAUCCUCUUUUUUCCCUCUUGCAGGUGGAACCUACUUCCUAAUCUCUCGUAGCCUGGGGCCAGAGCUGGGAGGAUCCAUUGGACUCAUCUUUGCCUUUGCAAAUGCUGUGGCAGUUGCCAUGCACACUGUGGGCUUCGCUGAGACUGUGCAAGCAUUGAUGCAAGUCAGUGUGUUAUCACAUAGGCCUAUACCCACAUCACUUAUAGCCAACCUCUGAGUUGGCAUUCCCUUUUUAACUGUACCCUUGUUUUAAUUUGUCACCCAAACCUCCCACCUCAGGAGAGUGGUGCCAGCAUGGUGGACCCAAUUAAUGAUAUCCGCAUCAUUGGAGUGAUCACUGUCACAUGUCUGCUGGCCAUCUCAUUGGCUGGGAUGGAAUGGGAGGCCAAGGUCUGUUCAAACUGCCACUAGGAGGCUACAGUACAUGCCUUGUCACAAAAAAAUAGGAGAACAUAUGAGAGACGAGGUCUGAUGUUAGAACUUAAUACCGUUUGUUGAUGCUGGCAAUUUCUUUAUGAAUUUGUAAAAUUCAUGUUUUUCUAUAAGAUGUAUUGAAUUUGUUUGGGAAUUAUUGUUUAUCGUAAGCCUCUAACUAUGUAGUCUCUGGAUAGAUGUCAUGUAAUCAUGUAGUGCAUUGUGUUUGAAAUGAGUGUUCUUUGCCAACUAUACAGGCCCAGGUUCUCUUCUUCAUUGUCAUCUUGGUGUCCUUUGCUAAUUACAUAGUGGGGACCAUUAUUCCCGCUACACCUCAGAAGCAAGCCAAGGGCUUUUUCAAUUACAAAGGUCAGAGCUCCAUGGCAUUUAGACAGAGUGUGAGUGUUGUACAUUUCAUAUUUCAUAUUAGUUAUUUUUGUUUUUCCUCUAUCAAUAAAAUAGGCAUACUAACUAUUCUUUCCCGUCAGCGGAUAUAUUUGCUGAAAACUUUGUACCCAACUGGCGUGGGCCUGAAGGCAACUUCUUUGGCAUGUUCUCCAUCUUCUUCCCCUCAGCCACAGGGAUCCUGGCAGGAGCCAACAUCUCUGGGGACCUAAAGGCAGGUUCCUUCCUCUGAUCUCUCUAGAAAUGUCUACUGUAUCUUCUCACUAUAGGAGAGGAGGGCUCUGUGGAUGAAAGGGAGAUGGGAUGUUUAAUUCAGAUGCUUAUUAUAACAAAUGUUUGACUGUUGACUAGUCAUUAUAUAUCCCCCCCCCCCCCCCCCCCCCCCCCCCCCCUUAUCUCUACACAAUAUAGGACCCUACAGUAGCUAUUCCAAGAGGAACAUUGAUGGCUAUAUUCUGGACCACUAUAUCUUAUCUCAUCAUAUCAGCAACUAUUGGUGAGUUGUACACACACAUGCACAAAGUGUCUCCUCAUGAUUUAAUUGGUGCUUUCUUCUGUCAAUAUGUGCUGUGUAUGGGCCUCUCUCUGUCCUGGUUUAGGAGGCUGUAUGGUACGAGAUGCGUCUGGAGUUAUGAAUGACACCUUGGACUCUAAUACUUCUAACUGCCAGGGUCCGGCCUGUCUCAACGGCUGGGACUUCACUGAAUGUAUUACUAACAGAACCUGCCCUUAUGGCCUCAUCAACCAGUACCAGGUAACCUAAUACACAUGAUUGAUUACCAUGUUUCAAUGUUCAAUGCACAAGUAUGGCCUUGGUGUAUUGUACAGUGGGGAAAAAAAGUAUUUAGUCAGCCACCAAUUGUGGAAGUUCUCCCACUUAAAAAGAUGAGAGAGGCCUGUAGGUACACGUCAACUAUGACAGACAAAAUGAGAAUUUUCUUUCCAGAAAAUCACAUUGUAGGAUUUUUAAUGAAUUUAUUUGCAAAUUAUGGUGGAAAAUAAGUAUUUGGUCAAUAACAAAAGUUUCUCAAUACUUUGUUAUAUACCCUUUGUUGGCAAUGACACAGGUCAAACGUUUUCUGUAAGUCUUCACAAGGUUUUCACACACUGUUGCUGGUAUUUUGGCCCAUUCCUCCAUGCAGAUCUCCUCUAGAGCAGUGAUGUUUUGGGGCUGUCGCUGGGCAACACAGACUUUCAACUCCCUCCAAAGAUUUUCUAUGGGGUUGAGAUCUGGAGACUGGCUAGGCCACUCCAGGACCUUGAAAUGCUUCUUACGAAGCCACUCCGUCGUUGCCCGGGCGGUGUGUUUGGGAUCAUUGUCAUGCUGAAAGACCCAGCCACGAUUCAUCUUCAAUGCCCUUGCUGAUGGAAGGAGGUUUUCACUCAAAAUCUCAUGAUACAUGGCCCCAUUCAUUCUUUCCUUUACACGGAUCAGUCAUCCUGGUCCCUUUGCAGAAAAACAGCCUCAAAGCAUGAUGUUUCCACCCCCAUGCUUCACAGUAGGUAUGGUGUUCUUUGGAUGCAAUUCAGCAUUCUUUGUCCUCCAAACACGACGAGUUGAGUUUUUACCAAAAAGUUCUAUUUUGGUUUCAUCUGACCAUAUGACAUUCUCCCAAUCCUCUUCUGGAUCAUCCAAAUGCACUCUAGCAAACUUCAGACGGGCCUGGACAUGUACUGGCUUAAGCAGGGGGACACGUCUGGCACUGCAGGAUUUGAGUCCCUGGCGGCGUAGUGUGUUACUGAUGGUAGGCUUUGUUACUUUGGUCCCAGCUCUCUGCAGGUCAUUCACUAGGUCCCCCCGUAUGGUUCUGGGAUUUUUGCUCACCGUUCUUGUGAUCAUUUUGACCCCACGGGGUGAGAUCUUGCGUGGAGCCCCAGAUCGAGGGAGAUUAUCAGUGGUCUUGUAUGUCUUCCAUUUCCUAAUAAUUGCUCCCACAGUUGAUUUCUUCAAACCAAGCUGCUUACCUAUUGCAGAUUCAGUCUUCCCAGCCUGGUGCAGGUCUACAAUUUUGUUUCUGGUGUCCUUUGACAGCUCUUUGGUCUUGGCCAUAGUGGAGUUUGGAGUGUGACUGUUUGAGGUUGUGGACAGGUGUCUUUUAUACUGAUAACAAGUUCAAACAGGUGCCAUUAAUACAGGUAACGAGUGGAGGACAGAGGAGCCUCUUAAAGAAGAAGUUACAGGUCUGUGAGAGCCAGAAAUCUUGCUUGUUUGUAGGUGACCAAAUACUUAUUUUCCACCAUAAUUUGCAAAUAAAUUCAUUAAAAAUCCUACAAUGUGAUUUUCUGGAAUUUUUUUCCUCAAUUUGUCUGUCAUAGUUGGCGUGUACCUAUGAUGAAAAUGACAGGCCUCUCUCAUCUUUUUAAGUGGGAGAACUUGCACAAUUGGUGGCUGACUAAAUACUUUUUUCCCCCACUGUAUGUGUUUCACUCCCAUUUCUUUCUGUGGUCAGAGUAUGAGUUUGGUGUCAGGGUUCGCCCCUCUGAUCACUGCUGGGAUAUUUGGGGCCACUCUCUCCUCAGCCCUGGCCUGCCUGGUCUCUGCACCCAAAGUCUUCCAGGUUGGUUUUCUUAGGGAACCACUUUUACUACAAAUAAAGAGGCAUUGGUGUGUUAUUCUAUUAGCAUGAUCUAGUUCUGUUCUCACUUACAGUGUCUCUGCAAAGACAACCUGUAUCCAGUCAUUGGUUUCUUUGGGAAGGGUAAUGGAAAAAACGACGAACCAAUCAGAGGCUACGUCCUGGCGUACAUCAUCGCUGUCUGCUUCGUUCUCAUUGGUAUGAUAAAGACCUGUCAAGAUAGAUGCAGAGUGAAAAGGAGAUGUUUUUACAGUAACACAGCCCUGCCCUGUCUUCUCACCCUUCAGCUGAGCUCAACACCAUCGCUCCCAUCAUCUCUAACUUCUUCCUGUGCUCCUACGCUCUCAUCAACUUCAGCUGCUUCCAUGCCUCCAUCACCAACUCCCCAGGUCAGGAGCUCAACCAGGACAUGGUAUCAUGACCAUUAAAAGUCCUGUGCUGCUCUUAUGUUCUAACCAAACACCAGAUACAAAGUAAACAAAUUAAAUAUCAUAUUACCUAAUAAUAUUUGUGUCGGUUUCAAUGUGUGUGAUUGACUGUGUUGCAGGAUGGCGUCCCUCCUUCAGGUUCUACAGUAAGUGGAUGGCCCUGCUGGGUGCUGUGGUGUCUGUGAUCAUCAUGUUCCUUCUCACCUGGUGGGCAGCACUCAUCGCUAUUGGCAUCGUCAUCUUCCUGUUGGGAUAUGUGCUCUACAAGAGACCCUGUGAGAAAACACACACAUACAAAGUUUUAAAUUCAUUCCCCCAAAAAUAUCUGUAGUAGUUUUUUGGCAAGCAUCGUUUUCCUUUGAAUAUUCAGCAACUCAAUCGGUUAUUUGUUAAUUUUUAGCUGUAAACUGGGGAUCAUCAGUACAAGCUGGGUCAUACAACAUGGCAUUGUCCUACUGUGUGAGCCUGAACCAGGUGGAUGACCAUAUCAAGAAUUACAGGUCAGACCUGAACUCUCUCUGAGGACCUAAUGAGAACAAUGUCAGGCUUUUGUUGCUGUUCCAACUGAAUAACAAUGUCUCACUUUGUAUGUGCUUUUCUUAUUCCCUUUAUUCUUACCUCCCUCCUUUCUCAGACCUCAGUGCCUGGUCCUCAGUGGUGCACCCAGUUGUCGUCCUGCAUUGGUCGACUUUGUCGGAACCUUCACCAAGAAUCUAAGCCUGAUGAUAUGUGGGAAUGUUGUCACUGUGAGUUAUCAUCUUGAAUCAUUGUACAGGGGUCAUUAAGGGUUGCCCUAUUACCCAGGGAAAGUGACCUGAGCAGUCACGCUCUGAGGUUGUCCCAUUACUCAAGUAUUUUUUUUUUCUGAUAAAAACCAAAAUGCUAAGAAUUUCAGUAGUCUGGUCUUUCUGGUUCCUCCAUUGUGUGUGGGUGAAAAUAGCUACUUUACAUUUUCAGGCAAGUGAUCACAAUCUUCUGGCCACCAAAAAAUACUCCUGACUUGACCUUCAUUAAUAUAUUAAUCUUAAUAAUAUAGCUGACGCUUUUAUCCAAGUGACUUACAGUCAUGUGUGCAUACAAACUAUGGGUGGCCGCAGCGGGAAUCAAACCCACGACUAUUGGCAUUGCAAGCACCAUGCUCUACCAACAGAGCCACACAGGAGACAAUGUCAAUUAUUGAUUGUACAUUCGCUAUUUUUUGUAUUCUAAGUCAUUAACCUCUAACUCCCUCUGUCACCCUGCUGCUCUGUCAACAGGGAAGUCCUUCUCCCUCAACCUUGGAUGCUGCCAGUAGCAACAGUCAUAUUACCUGGCUGAACAAACGGCAGAUCAAAUCGUUCUAUCACGGUGUGGUGGCUAAUGACCUGCGCGCUGGGGUUAAGAUGCUGCUCCAGGUGGGCCAACUGCCAUGCCUUAUCUAUCAGGACCCUUUUCAUUAUGUGGAUUUAAUUAACGUGUUAAACUGUGUCUAACUCCAGGGUGCAGGUUUGGGUCGGAUCAGGCCGAAUGUCCUCUUGACGGGCUUCAAAAGGGACUGGCGUAAGGACAAACCAUCCUGCAUUGACAACUACAUUGGAAUUCUACAGUGAGUGAAUCACUCAGUCAAAUCAGCAAGAUGAGUUCAUAAUGGAUGUGACGGAGUGAGGAUGCAGUUUAAUAUGUCUUUGUACAUUUGUUUCAGUGAUGCGUUUGACCUGCAGUAUGGAGUGUGUGUGCUGCGAAUGAGGGAGGGUCUGGACAUGUCUCGGCAGGCACAAACACAUGGUGAGGAACCCAACAACCAUGAAGAUUUCAUGUUCUUUUACAAUAUAUCUUUAUAUAUCAUUGCCUCCUUUUAAUGCAGUUAACCCUGGGUUUGAGGCAAGCCCAGAGAGGGGUGUCAACACCUGUGUCCCACCUGCACCCCCUGCAAAUUUUUCAUGUAUGUAUGAUAACAUUUAGAGUAUAUAGUUUGUGGUCUAUGACAUUCAUCUUUUUCUAUACUAUUGACAAAGAGAUGUUGUCUUGGUUAUAGUGGACCCUGAUGCCAUGGUGACUGAGCCUCAGCCUCAGCCUUGUACUGUGUUCCAGUCCCAGCAGGGGAAAAAGACCAUUGAUGUGUACUGGCUGUUUGAUGAUGGAGGCGAGUUUAUUGUUGUGGAUUUGAUUGUGCCCUUCCACAAAUCAAACUUUUUCUGCAUUCAACAGCACAAGCCUUCAAGUUUUAUAACAUAGUCAGAUUGAUAAUGUGGGGUCAUAAAUCAUACAAUGUUGUUACAUGUCAAGUACCCCAGGUCAAAAAGAUAACAUAGGAUAUAAUUAUGUCAUUGGUCAUAUCAGGCAGAGGGGUCAAUGUUAUGUGUGAAAGGUAAAUGUUAAGUCUGUUGUGCUCUUAAAGGUCUGAUUUUGCUACUUCCCUACCUGCUCACACGUAAGAAGCGCUGGGCAAGGUGCAAGGUACGCGUCUUUGUGGGCGGAGACAUCCAGCGAAAGGAGGAGCAAAAAAAAGAGUGAGUGUAGUAUGUUUAAGGCCAUACUGUGUGGUAGAAACAUUAUAUAAUGUUGUCAGGAUCCCCCUUGGCCUUUCCCCUCCUUUGAAUAUAAGCAUUUCGCUGCACCUGCAAUAACAUCUGCAAAUCUGUGUACGCGACCAAUAAACUUUGAUUUGAUUUUGAUUUGAAUAGUUCAACUGACCAUGUCCUUGUGUCCAAUUUAGAGUCAUGGACCUCAUCAGCAAGUUUCGCCUUGGUUUCCAUGACGUUGAGGUUCUGCCUGAUAUCAAUGCGAGACCACAACCUGAACAGUAUGGUUCCCUGUCACUCACUAUAUACUGUAUAACUGUGUACUAUUCAGCAUUGUACUUUCUUAUUCUUACGUAAGAGUUCAGUUGCACAGUGAUUAAACUCACAAUGAUUCAUUUAAUCUACAUCCAUUCACAAUGUCUGCAGGUCAAUGCUCUGUUGAGACCCUUUCCUCUGCCUUUUUCUCUGACAGUGUGAGGAGGUUUGAGGAACUGAUAGGGCCCUACAGGCUUAACACAGCCCAGAAGGAUGGCCAUGUAACAGCUGAACAGAUUAAUCAGGACUGUCCCUGGAUGGUGUCUGAUAAGGAGAUAGAGACAAAUAAGCCCAAGGUGACCAUUAUCUGUGUUUCAUUGGUCAAAAAGGCAGGACCACUCUAUUGCCAAACUUUCAAAUGUAGCAUAGCUAGAUGUGGAAUAUUUGGUUAUGACAGUUUCACUGUUCUCAGACAGACUGCUUACAGUACCUUUUAAAUGUGUGUUUGUGCACCAGACCCUUCGACAGAUUCGUCUGAAUGAGGUUCUUCAAGAUUACUCAAGGGACGCCGCCAUUAUUUUUGUGUACGUACUCUGUUUUUGCAAACCAGAUAUUUUUAUUGCAUUUAUUGACUUCAACCCAUCCCAUGACAAAGCUAAUAAAGGUGAGAGUGAUGACUGAUCUAUGUCCUCUCAUUGACAGGACCAUGCCUGUGGGAAGGAGAGGGCAAUGUCCCAGUGCUCUGUACAUGGCAUGGCUGGAGACUUUGUCUCGUGACCUGCGCCCACCAGUCUUACUGGUGAGGGGAAACCAAGAGAAUGUGCUCACCUUCUAUUGUCAGUGAUCCCUGUUUUAACCAUGUUCAAUGAAAUCACCCCAUGGUCAAGGAAAAUAACAUUGUUAUUGUCAUAAAUGAUCAUGCAUUAGAUGUGCUCUGGUAGAAGUGCUCUAUGACAUUUCACUUCUUUCAUUAUCAUCAGUACUAGACACAUUAGCCAUCUGUGAAAUAUGUGAUUAGAUUUAACGUCAUCAUCAUUAUCAUCAUCAUCAGUACCAGAAGCAUUGUUGUCGUUAUCAUCAUUAAGCAGUAGUAAAAAACAUUAUUGAUUGUUAAACGUGUGCUUGAUGAUAGAAGUUUUGAAGUGUAACACCAGUGUCUAUUUGUAAUUGUCUGUAAAUUUUUACUGUGCCUAUUUAAUUUGGGAUGUAAGCAACAAAGGUAAAUGGGAUAACUAGGCUUCUUGUAUUGUGUACCCCCUUGAAAACAUCCCAAUGUCACAAUGAUCAUUCCAAUACAAAUUCUAAGAACUCUAUUAUGUAGCCUUACUUUAAGAAUAAAGUAUUUUUGGUUGAACCCACUACAUAAUUUUUUGUUUUAUAUAUAGAAGUACACCAUUUAAUUAUCUAGUCAAAUGUUUCUGUCUUUUGAAAGUGGAAAAUAAUUUGGACAGGCCAAAAGCAUUCUAGAGCAAAGGCAUUUCUGUUGGAUGGAACUCAGUGGUUCUCAAACGUAGGUUUGAAGUUGAAAUGGGGUCCCCUGAGAAAAACUGUAAUCUUAUCAAACAAAGUAAUAUCUUUUUUCUCUUCAAAUGGGUAUAGAAUACACAGAGGUGUAAAGUACCCUGGUCAUCCCUACUGCCUCUG
Messenger RNA from Coregonus sp. 'balchen', 9830 nucleotides. Lineage: Eukaryota; Metazoa; Chordata; Actinopteri; Salmoniformes; Salmonidae. The record is from the annotation of a GenBank genome assembly.